Messenger RNA from Cetraspora pellucida, 474 nucleotides. The record is from the annotation of a GenBank genome assembly. NCBI's taxonomy places the organism in Eukaryota, Fungi, Glomeromycota, Glomeromycetes, Diversisporales, Gigasporaceae.
AUGCUACAAAUCUAUUAUUAUCGUGUUCGUGAAAAGUAUAGAAAAUCUGACUCGGACAAAGGAGUAACUCCUCUACAGCCAAAGCGUAUUGAUUCACAAACAUCAGUAUAUCUAUCAAGGAAUAAAGAAUUCCUGGAAAUUUUAAUAGGACUCGUUGGGGUCUGUGUUGCUGGAGUUAUCAUGUAUUAUAUCUCUACUCUAUUUAGAAAGGAUGAAAAGGACGAUCAACAUGACAUGAAAUUACUACCACAGAUUUUUGGUUGGUGUAGCGCUAUUUUCUAUCUUAGUGCAAGAGUUCCUCAAAUUAUUCAAAACUAUAAGUCACGAUCCACUAAAGGAUUGUCACUAGCUAUGUUCUGCUUUUGUUUUUUUGGAAACGUUGCAAAUUUCAAUACUACUUUACUCAAUGGAGACCAAGUACUUACUCGCAAACAUUCCUUGGUUGGUAGCAAAUGGUGGAGAUAUAUUUCUUGA